This is a messenger RNA of Gorilla gorilla gorilla (western lowland gorilla), 7417 nucleotides long. It is a transcript of the gene SLC7A1, whose product is annotated as solute carrier family 7 member 1. Gene Ontology annotation, biological process: L-ornithine transmembrane transport; L-arginine import across plasma membrane. NCBI's taxonomy places the organism in Eukaryota, Metazoa, Chordata, Mammalia, Primates, Hominidae. Gene Ontology annotation, cellular component: plasma membrane. The transcript is spliced from 13 exons. The coding region runs from base 408 to 2297 and encodes 629 amino acids. The record is from RefSeq and is a predicted model, not a curated record. Gene Ontology annotation, molecular function: L-arginine transmembrane transporter activity; L-lysine transmembrane transporter activity; L-ornithine transmembrane transporter activity.
GGAGUGCGAGGGGCGGGGGCCGGGCGCACUGCUGAUGAAACCUGGCGCCGGAACCCGCCAGCCCUCGGCGCCCAUUCAGUCCGCGCAGGCAGGUGUGACCAGCGGGUCAACUACCUGGCAGGCGCGCAAGCGGCCGCGGGCUCCCGCUGACCGCAGCCUCCACCCCUCUCCCCGCGCGCCGCGCCCCCGCCCCGCCCCGCCCGGUCUCCCUGGCCGAGCGUCCGUUGGUCCUUGAGCGCGUCCGACAGUCUGUCUGUUCGCGAUCCUGCCGGAGCCCCGCCGCCGCCGGCUUGGAUUCUGAAAGCUUCCUUGUAUCCCUCCUGAGACAUCUUUGCUGCAAGAUCGAGGCUGUCCUCUGGUGAGAAGGUGGUGAGGCUUCCCGUCAUAUUCCAGCUCUGAACAGCAACAUGGGGUGCAAAGUCCUGCUCAACAUUGGGCAGCAGAUGCUGCGGCGGAAGGUGGUGGACUGUAGCCGGGAGGAGACGCGGCUGUCUCGCUGCCUGAACACUUUUGAUCUGGUGGCCCUCGGGGUGGGCAGCACACUGGGUGCUGGCGUCUACGUCCUGGCUGGAGCUGUGGCCCGUGAGAAUGCAGGCCCUGCCAUUGUCAUCUCCUUCCUGAUCGCUGCACUGGCCUCGGUGCUGGCUGGCCUGUGCUAUGGCGAGUUUGGUGCUCGGGUCCCCAAGACGGGCUCAGCUUACCUCUACAGCUAUGUCACCGUUGGAGAGCUCUGGGCCUUCAUCACCGGCUGGAACUUAAUCCUCUCCUACAUCAUCGGUACUUCAAGCGUAGCGAGGGCCUGGAGCGCCACCUUCGACGAGCUGAUAGGCAGACCCAUCGGGGAGUUCUCACGGACACACAUGACUCUGAACGCCCCCGGCGUGCUGGCUGAAAACCCCGACAUAUUCGCAGUGAUCAUAAUUCUCAUCUUGACAGGACUUUUAACUCUUGGUGUGAAAGAGUCGGCCAUGGUCAACAAAAUAUUCACUUGUAUCAACGUCCUGGUCCUGGGCUUCAUAAUGGUGUCAGGAUUUGUGAAAGGAUCGGUUAAAAACUGGCAGCUCACGGAGGAGGAUUUUGGGAACACAUCAGGCCGUCUCUGUUUGAACAAUGACACAAAAGAAGGGAAGCCCGGUGUUGGUGGAUUCAUGCCCUUCGGGUUCUCUGGUGUCCUGUCGGGGGCAGCGACUUGCUUCUAUGCCUUCGUGGGCUUUGACUGCAUCGCCACCACAGGUGAAGAGGUGAAGAACCCACAGAAGGCCAUCCCCGUGGGGAUCGUGGCGUCCCUCUUGAUCUGCUUCAUCGCCUACUUUGGGGUGUCAGCUGCCCUCACGCUCAUGAUGCCCUACUUCUGCCUGGACAAUAAUAGCCCCCUGCCCGACGCCUUUAAGCACGUGGGCUGGGAAGGUGCCAAGUACGCAGUGGCCGUGGGCUCCCUCUGCGCUCUUUCUGCCAGUCUUCUAGGUUCCAUGUUUCCCAUGCCUCGGGUUAUCUAUGCCAUGGCUGAGGAUGGACUGCUAUUUAAAUUCUUAGCCAACGUCAAUGAUAGGACCAAAACACCAAUAAUCGCCACAUUAGCCUCGGGUGCCGUUGCUGCUGUGAUGGCCUUCCUCUUUGACCUGAAGGACUUGGUGGACCUCAUGUCCAUUGGCACUCUCCUGGCUUACUCGUUGGUGGCUGCCUGUGUGUUGGUCUUACGGUAUCAGCCAGAGCAGCCUAACCUGGUAUACCAGAUGGCCAGUACUUCCGACGAGUUAGAUCCAGCAGACCAAAAUGAAUUGGCAAGCACCAAUGAUUCCCAGCUGGGCUUUUUACCAGAGGCAGAGAUGUUCUCUUUGAAAACCAUACUCUCACCCAAAAACAUGGAGCCUUCCAAAAUAUCUGGGCUAAUUGUGAACAUUUCAACCAGCCUCAUAGCUGUUCUCAUCAUCACCUUCUGCAUUGUGACCGUGCUUGGAAGGGAGGCUCUCACCAAAGGGGCGCUGUGGGCAGUCUUUCUGCUCGCAGGGUCUGCCCUCCUCUGUGCCGUGGUCACGGGCGUCAUCUGGAGGCAGCCCGAGAGCAAGACCAAGCUGUCAUUUAAGGUUCCCUUCCUGCCAGUGCUCCCCAUCCUGAGCAUCUUCGUGAACGUCUAUCUCAUGAUGCAGCUGGACCAGGGCACCUGGGUCCGGUUUGCCGUGUGGAUGCUGAUAGGCUUCAUCAUCUACUUUGGCUAUGGCCUGUGGCACAGUGAGGAGGCGUCCCUGGAUGCCGACCAAGCAAGGACUCCUGACGGCAACUUGGACCAGUGCAAGUGACGCACAGCCCCGCCCCCCGGAGGUGGCAGCAGCCCCGAGGGACACCUCCAGAGGACCGGGAGGCACCCCACCCUCCCCACCAGUGCAACAGAAACCACCUGCAUCCACACCCUCACUGCAGCCGAAGGUGCAAUUACUUGACCUGCAGCCCCAGCCCACCCUCGGCUCUGCAGCCGGUUCUCCGGGCCCUGGUCACCUCCAGACAGCUGCCUGGCCGGGGCCACUAGGCUGCGGCUGGCCACUGUGUCUCCUCACUUCUCUGAACAAAGCAGUUCCUCCCCUACCAGCUCAGCCCCGAGCUGCCGCAGCCUCAGGCAGAACGGAGGUCACCUUCUCUCCUUAUCUUGGGAGCCAGGCCUUCCUCCCAGGGACUGUUCUGGGAUUGAAAUUGUGCAUACUCCAAACUUUCGCAGCCAUCUUCCCGCUCAGCCCCAGACACCCAGCAAUCAAGCCAGAUGAGUACCACAAAACAGUGUGUCCCCAGCAGCUCCCCACCCCAGAGCCAAACGACAGUAGUGCACUUAAAAAGGAAAAUCAGGCCUGUUGUCCUUCUCCCGUUGCAUUCAGAUGGGUCAUUAGGGCUGGACCUUGCCUGCCCCUUGGCUUCUCAGGGCUUUGCUCUGACACCAUGACAGCUGCCCGGGGCUGGGCAGCAGGGCUGAGGGCAGCUGGCUCCUCUCAAAUGAGGAAGAAGGGAUCACUCCCAUUAGGGAUCAAGGGAUCCCUUCCCAUUAGGGAAGAAGGGAUCACUCCUGCUUUGCUUAUGCAUGUGUGUGCACAUGUACGUAAACCAGGGACCUUCAGCUCACGGCCUCCAGGCCUGGGCCAGUUCUUGCUGCUCCUGCCGUCUCCCCCGACUGGCUGUGUCCUGAGUAACUGGAACAUGAGACUGUAUCUGCAGGACUGGCCCCAUGGUGGCCGAAUUAGAAGUCUGUUUCCUGUGAGUCGCCACCAUUCACUCAGUCUUGCCCUCCCAUGCUUUGGAGCCAGUCUGGUGGCUCCUGUAAGGUUCUCAAGGCUGGUGGCAGCUCAGUCUGGGGUCAGGACAUGUCGGGGUGAUGCGUUUCUGGCCCUGACAUAAGCUGUCUGGCCUCUCUGUGACAUGAUGAAAUUGAAGUCAAUCCACAGUCCAUGAAAUUGUGACACUCCACCAGAUUAAGUUAGGGCAUAACAUUAACUUGGAAAUGGCCAUGUCAUCACCCCUGCGGCUGUCCUACAGCUGAGAUGCGUGGGUUGCAGGGGAGGUGAUUUCUAGGCAUAUUGCUGUCCCUUUUGUGUAUCUGUCAUCCGGAUGCUUUGGACCCCACGCCUCUGCAAGUGGGAGAGACCCGAGCAUCCUCCCCACCCCCAUAGCUCCAGUGCACGCCACCCCCACCUGUCUUGCCUGGGUCGGGGCUUGCUGCCAGCACCAUUUCACACACACUCCUUGUAGAUGGAAGCCAGAGGAAACCUGAACGUGGGUGGAGCGUUCCACUGAGUCUACUUCAGGAGACAGAAGGCCCGUGCUCAUGGGGGAGGAGGAGGGACGUGGGCAUUUUGGACACCAGGGGAAAUGGAAAUGCUGCUUUCAAAACUUAGUUUCCUUUCCAUUUCUUCCUAGUCUGGCCUUUGACACAAAUCUGGUAGAAAGAAGCCUGAUAAAUUGAGGGCACUUGUACCCUCCCUGUGCCCCCAGAAGGUUCUUGGAGAGAAGUGCAAGAAUUUGUGAACACGGCGGUGGAAGGCGGGUGGAUGGCCAUGGGCUGGGCCUCCGUAUCAGGCCUGCUCACCUUGCUGGGAGCUUUAUUCUGAUCUCAUUUUGAAUGUUCCAGAGGGAGCAUCGUAAGAGCCCAGAGCUCCAAUUUCCAAAGAGUGGUAUUGACAUUUAUGGAGAUUGGUGUUGUAACAUAUUUUGAUAAAUACUAACUUAUUUUGUUGGGAUUUUGGUUGUCUCUUUUCUUAGGACCUGGUAGUUAUUUGCUUGAUUUUUUUUUUCCGUUAUUUUCUACAUAGGCAAAGAGAACUCAAGGGAUAGACAGUCUCCAAGAAAAGUGAAGUGGUGGGAGAGAAUUGCUUUUUUUUUCUUUUUCUUUUCUCUAGUUUUUCUUUCUGGCUGAAAUUUCCGUGCAAGACAGCACCCAAUAGACUUUAGAGUUGACAUUUGACAUUUCAGUGGACGCCGUGGCUCAUUUUGUAGAUUCAGAAGGUGUGUCUCCCCUGCUCCGAGUCUCAUCAUGGCAGCGUGCUGACAGCUGGGAGUCUGUGGCCUUCCUCACACAGAGGCCUUAAAGCUGGACACAGAAGCACGCCUAGGCUGGGCAGGGAUGGGACCCGUGCCCCCUCCUUAGAGGACGGGCUUCCUAGUUAGGAAAGGACACGUGGGGGUGCCUUGCAUAAUAGUUCACUGGUCACCGUGCUUUUAUGAGUAGUGUAUUGUGCACUUGCCAGGGGUUUUCUCUCUGUGUGCGAGGGGAGUGAUUUAAGCAAUGGUGUCUGCAGUAAGCCUUACAAUUUUAAUAGACUUUUUUCUUAUCAUAUUCCUCAUUUCUUUCCCUGAAAUAAAAAUACACACAAGCGAAAAAAAAUGAUAGUUUCACAUCUCUUAGUUCCCUUGCCCAAACAAGAAUAUUCUUAGUUCCGCUGGCCAGGAUUUUCCUACAUAGUCAGAACUUACACAUUACUAGAGGCACACCCACCAAGGAGUAUUGUGUCUACUUUUAUCUGUGCACCAGCCACAAAUAAAUACCUGCAUUGGAAAGACCCAUUUGUGAUGGGUAAACAUCCCUUCCUGUCUCCCACAACCCCUGUGACUGCCCUGCAUGUGUUCAUGACCUCCGAAGGCCCAAAUUCAUGAAGCAGCAAACCCAGCACAUCUCCACCCCCCUGCCUCAGGCCCUCUGCUGAAGAGGGGGAUGAAGUGGGUCUCCAGGGAUGCAGUGGGAGCCUUGUUGGCAGCUGGCUCAGGAGCCAGCUUACAGGAGGGCAGCUCUGCAGUUGGGAGGGGCACUGUCCGGAGGAGACCAGGCCUGUACACACCCCCACUCUACUUAUCAUCCCUGCUCACACCCCCUUGGCCGAGGCUGUGUGCAUUGGAUUUAUUUUUCCAAAUCAAGAGGACAGAGUGAUAGAUGCAUUUUCCCCAGGCUGUCUCAGAAAGGUCACUAAAUGUAUACUGUUGUCAGAAUUGCUGAGGUCUCCCCCAACUUUUGGUUUUUGCAGCAGCAAAAACUCUUUCCACUGCGACUUAUUUUCUCUCUCAGGCAGCCAGCCACCUGGUCCCUUGUGCUGACUCUAGCACAGUGGCCAGGAUCCGAUACGAGUCCAGGGGUGACCGCAGGGUGGUGGAGGCAGCGGGCUUCUCCACCUACCCCAGCCACCAAGGCCCUGACGCACUGCCUCCUGCACCUUCAGCACAUCCCUGUGCACAGCUGGAAGGGUGCAUGGCCCGCUCACCUUUGUCCAGACGGGUAGAAACGCUGAUGAUACCAGCUCCUCCCUGCCAUGCCCCUGCCACGGAGCAGACAUUGUGAACUGGCUGGUGUUUGCAGUCCCACGUGGUGUGACCUCCAGCCCAACCCACGGUGGAGACUGGAGAUAGGGCAAUGAGUCUGGUAGGGGGCACGUGGACAUGCCCCAUAAGGGCCCCACCCAGACUUAUAGGCAAGGUCCUGGGCAUUGCACGACGCAGGACUCAGUGCUGAAGCAAGCCUGCCUGGCUCUGUGCCAGGGCCCCUCUUCUGAUUCACACAUCCCAUUUUUACACAGACCCUUCUUUCUUAAUAAAGGCUGACAGUUCUGUUGGCAGCCAAGAACCCACACCAUGAAGACAGGGAGUGAGGGGUCUUUGUGCCCAACUCCAGCACAGCUGCGUUCUGGGGUGUGUGAGAGGCAUGUUCGUGUCUGUGCGCUGGUGGUCUCGUGAGACAGUUCCGAGGACGGGGAAAUUGCAGGGUGGUGGGGGCAUGAGGCUUAUAUGUGGAACUGAUGCAGAGUUCGCCUGCAGACGGAUCUGGAUAUACAUUAUGUAUAAUUGUUACGUGUAAUUUAAAAUAUAUCUGUUUGCCAUCGUCAUGAGAAGAUUAUAUGUAAGGCUCUGAAGGGAGAGGGAGAUGUACAUUCUGCCAGGCUCCUGUGGACCUUAUCCGAGUCAUGAAAUUGAUUACUGUUGAUCCAGUGGUGCAAGAAGCUACACUCCAUGUGUCAUCACGCUUAUGACUCCUAAUGUAUUUUUAAGGCAAAAAAUGUCAGCCGACUCCAUCUUCACCCCUCGAUUCCUCGAGUCCAGCCUUUCUGUGCCAGUGCUUCACUGAGCCACAACGCUCUCGCCAUCGGGACCCGACUGGGCCUGGAGUCUCGGGGCACAGUUGCCAUGGAGCCCUCCUGGGUCAUUCUACAAAUGUGCUGAGUGCCAGCUGAAAACCCCACAGGAGAUGGAGUACCUUGGCCAAGCUUAAAGAGAAGAUUUUCUCAGGGUAUUUAUUAGUGUGUCCAGCAGGGUCAGGAAGCAGGAUGGAAAGAUGCAUUCAGACUGUUAAUUUAUUAACAAGGCAAAUGAUUUUGUGUUUCUUGAUGACAGACUAUUAAGUUUGGGACUUAUUUUCCCAUUUGAGAAGUUAUAAUAUAUAUUUAAGAUAAGUUUCCUGCUUAAGUUGUGCCUUUCAGCUUCAAUGAGUUUAAGGAGCACUAAGGGUAAUGAUACCAAUGAGGGUUGGUUUAUUAUCAAACCUGAAUAGCUGUGGUUUCUCCAGUAAAUAUUUUCUUCUACUGAACAUGGAGCCAUUAUUAAGAGUUGUGUGUUUUUUAUUAUGUACAUUUGUAUUUUUUUUGCUUGUUUGAUGUUCUAUUUUUCUAAUAGUUUUCUUAUAGUUUCUUAAAGUUGUGAUACUAGAUUUAGAUUCCGAUGCUAACUGCAAAUCAGGUUGGUCUCUGCUGGGUCUCUCCUGCUUUUAUUUUACUUCAAGGACAAGUGUAGUUGUCGUCCACCACCUUUCAAAAAAUGUGAAACUGCCCUGCCUCCCCUUUUUGCUAACAACACUGUGUACAUUGACCACUUCCUACCAUACUUUAUGUUGUAAAAUCAAACUAUUUUGUGGUACAUUAUCUCUUGCUUCUGCAAAUUCUAAUAAAUUCUAUGGCUUCCA